Equus caballus (horse) is the source of this 897-nucleotide messenger RNA. It is a transcript of the gene COMTD1, whose product is annotated as catechol-O-methyltransferase domain containing 1. Gene Ontology annotation, molecular function: S-adenosylmethionine-dependent methyltransferase activity; O-methyltransferase activity. Lineage: Eukaryota; Metazoa; Chordata; Mammalia; Perissodactyla; Equidae. The record is from RefSeq and is a predicted model, not a curated record.
AUGACCCAGCCCAUGCCCCGGCUCUCUGUGCCCGCCGCGCUGGCCCUGGGCUCGGCAGCUCUGGGCGCCGCCUUCGCCACCGGCCUCUUCCUGGGGAGACGGUGCCCUCCGUGGCGAUCUCGGCGAGAGAAGCGCCUGCUGCCCCCCGAGGACAGCCCGCUGUGGCAGUAUCUGCUGAGCCGCUCCAUGCGGGAGCACCCGGCGCUGCGGAGCCUGCGGCUGCUGACCCUGGAGCAACAGCAGGGGGAUUCCAUGAUGACCUGUGAGCAGGCCCAGCUUCUGGCCAACCUGGCGCGGCUCAUCAAGGCCAAGAAGGCGCUGGACCUCGGCACUUUCACAGGCUACUCAGCCCUCGCGUUGGCCCUGGCGCUGCCUCCAGCCGGGCGCGUGGUGACCUGCGAGGUGAACGCGGGGCCCCCGGAACUGGGGCGGCCCCUGUGGAGGCAGGCCGAGGAGGAGCACAAGAUCGACCUUCGGUUGAAGCCCGCCCUGGAGACUCUGGACGAGCUACUGGCCGCCGGCGAAGCUGGCACCUUCGACGUGGCCGUGGUGGACGCGGACAAGGAGAACUGCGCUGCCUACUAUGAACGGUGCCUGCAGCUGCUGCGCCCCGGAGGCGUCCUCGCCGUUCUCAGUGUCCUGUGGCGCGGCGAGGUGUUGCAGCCUCAACCUCGGGACACUGCGGCAGAGUGUGUGCGAAACCUGAAUGAGCGCAUCCUGCGGGACGCCAGGGUCCAUAUCAGCCUCCUGCCCCUGGGCGACGGUCUCACUUUAGCCUUCAAGAUCUAGGGCUGGCCCCUAGGCAAGUGGCCUCAAGGGAGGGGGAACUUAGGAACCCCAGCCUUGGACCCUAAGUUUUAAAUCUAUCAAUAAAGUUGGGCCUGGGACACGAUCCGA